This is a messenger RNA of Anisakis simplex (herring worm), 420 nucleotides long. NCBI's taxonomy places the organism in Eukaryota, Metazoa, Nematoda, Chromadorea, Rhabditida, Anisakidae. The record is from the annotation of a GenBank genome assembly.
AUGAAUCCACAAGGACAAAGUACACCAAAAAUGGCUGCCCAACAUACCAUUCGACCACAAGACAAGGUGCACAUGCCAGCCGGUCCGUAUCGUCCAGCCAGUGCUAUGAUUCCGUCUGCAGUGCCACGUCCUACGUCAAGGGCCAACAGUGAAGUUGGUGUUGGUUUGACGAAUGUCGGUAUGGGAUCUCGCUAUCAGAGUUACUGUACAUUGCCACGACCAGAACAAAUCGAAUUCGAGCAGCAUCCAGUGUACGGUAACGACAUUAGCCAUAUGGCCCAACAAAUCAGUAUGCUCUACGGACCGUACACUCAAAAAUCAGCCACCAAUGACAUGCAACAACCAAUCUAUAUGCAAAAUCAGAUGCAAGCAUCACCUCUGCACACUCAUACUUCGAUCCAUAUUGGCUUAAACACUUAG